Messenger RNA from Acytostelium subglobosum LB1, 951 nucleotides. RefSeq lists its product as hypothetical. The coding region runs from base 1 to 951 and encodes 316 amino acids. NCBI's taxonomy places the organism in Eukaryota, Evosea, Eumycetozoa, Acytosteliales, Acytosteliaceae. The record is from RefSeq and is a predicted model, not a curated record. The transcript has a single exon.
AUGUUGAAAGAGUUCUACUCGGAAAUGGGAUCAACUGGGCAACCUAACAAGAAUCCAAUGAGACUGUCAGCGAUGUUCUGUGAACUUCAGCGAUGGUUUAUCACUAUCGGAAUGCAUAAGCUUGGCUCCCUACUCAUUCCCGCAAAGAUUGACUUCACUGACGUUGUUGUCUUUGACAUGUCGGUCAUGUACUCACUCGCCUACAUCUUUGCCAACCUCCGUCUCGGUCACAUCACCUUCGAGGAAUCCAUGCAGCUACAGGACUUUUGCAGGAACAUUGCGAGACACAUCACUUUGUUGCCAUCAACCGACAGAGUGAUACGUGUUGAGAUCAUACGACUGGUGCCCCCAAUCAAUCAGUGUAUGGAGAUGAUUGCUUUGAGAGGUAGAUUGAACGAGGCAACGACAAUCACGACUGAGUAUUUGGAGGCACUGGACAUUGCUUUGGCAUCAUUGGAUGAAGUACACCAAUCACUCUACACACAACACAUGAUCGAUUGUGAAACCUCUCAUUUCUAUGACAGUGGUGACGCUCUCAGGUAUAUUAUGUUGAAGUUAGGUAAUGGUCACUCGCUGGUAGAGAAUCAGCGACAAAACCAAUCCCAACAGCCAUCACGUCCGCUCAGGAUAGACUCAAUGUUUGAUCUCACAUCACAGUUUCGUUAUUUUUUGCAUGCUACUGGCAUUGACGCGAGUAACAGCAGCCCAGAAAGCAGCAUUGACAGUAGUUACAGCAGUGGAAUCGAUAGUAGUACAGAUAGCACCACCAACUACAAUUCUGAAGACAUUCUCGACGUUGGCCUCAUCACUAUUCGACUUGGCCAUGAACAAAUGGCCAUUGAGGACGACACUCACGUCGACUCCCCAGGUUUUGUUGAGUUCCUUACCGACAUUGACUAUCCCAACCAGAUGUCACAUCCAUCAUUUGACUUCCUUUACGAUGAUGAAUAA